Messenger RNA from Paramuricea clavata, 861 nucleotides. The record is from the annotation of a GenBank genome assembly. Lineage: Eukaryota; Metazoa; Cnidaria; Anthozoa; Malacalcyonacea; Plexauridae.
AUGAUAAAUAAAACUAUACCUGUAAAAGAAGAGGAAAAACAUGUCUAUACGAAAGACCUCAAGUCGAUUGUUGAAGACUUUAAUAACUACUUCACCUCUGUUGGAAAAAUCACCGCCGCUAAAGCAAUGGAUCGGGUAAACAAAAACAACAUUGCAUUAUCGGAUUCUAUGUUGAACUCUAAAAUCUACCCCACGGAUCAACAGUUUAGUAUUAAGCCUGUUAAAUUAUGUUCAUACAUAGCAGAAAACCAACUUUUAUCACCGCACCGAAAUGGAAAUAGGAAACACCACUCUACAGAAACUUUAAACAUCUUCAUUACGGACAAGAUGCUGGAAGCUAUGGACAAAAAACAUAUAACAGCCCUAAUUUUAUUGGACCUGUGUAAGGCCUUUGACAGGAUCAAUCAUACAUUUCUUUUGCAUAAGUUAAAACGCGUAGGAGCGUCUCCGCUAGACAUUCAAUGGUUCGAAAGCUAUCGGUCAGGCAGAUCACAAUACGUAUGAAUAGGAUCAACUGUUUCCUCAACUAGCACACUAAGCCAUGGAGUGCCCCAUGACUCUAUUCUUUCACCACUUUUGUUUGGAAUUUACGUUAAUGAUCUACCAGCUGUAACGGUUUCAACUGAUUUCGACUUCUAUCUUGACGAUUCAAAACUCCAUCUUGCAUUUCUUGUCGAAGACGUACAACAGACAAUAGCUAAACUAGAAAACAAUCUGUAUAAAAUCGCUGAAUGGUGUUUGGAACACCAAUUAUUAAUCAAUCCUGACAAGACCAAAUUCCUCUUACUAGGCACAAAAUCAAUGCUACAGAAUUUACCAACACAAAACAAUCUGAAGUUUCUCGAAAAGACUCUUAAACCG